Dracunculus medinensis (Guinea worm) is the source of this 1065-nucleotide messenger RNA. Lineage: Eukaryota; Metazoa; Nematoda; Chromadorea; Rhabditida; Dracunculidae. The record is from the annotation of a GenBank genome assembly.
AUGCGGGUUAUUAUUAUCGCUGUUUUAUUAAUAAUUUAUAAUGUAUUAUUAAUCACUGCCAAAGAUUACUAUCAAAUUCUUGGAGUGCCUAGAAAUGCAAAUAUUAAACAGAUUAAAAAAGCUUAUCGAAAAUUGGCAAUGAAAUUGCAUCCGGAUAAAGCAGGUGAUUCUGCUGCAGAGGGAGAUUUUCAGGAGUUGGGUGCAGCAUAUGAGGUAAUAUUAAGUGAUCCAGAAAAGCGAAAAAUAUAUGAUAAGUAUGGUGAAGAAGGUUUAAAAAAUAUUGCGAACGGUGGUGGUGGCGGAGGGCAAGAUAUUUUUGCCUCAUUUUUCGGUGAUUUCUUUGGUAGUACUCAUCAGCAAGAAACUGGCACACCUAAAGGAGCUGAUUUACUUAUUGAUUUAUAUGUGACAUUGGAAGAAAUUUAUGAGGGCGAUUUUGUCGAAGUGAAAAGAAUAAAAUCUGUUUAUAAGCCUACAUCUGGAACACGACAGUGUAAUUGUCGUCAUGAAAUGCGUACUGAACAGCUUGGUGCUGGCAGGUUUCAGAUGUUUCAAGUACGCGUUUGUGAUGAAUGCCCAAAUGUUAUUCUGGCGCAGGAAUCAAAAAUCUUGGAGGUGGAAAUCGAAAUUGGUGUUGAUGAGGGCCAAGAACAAGUUUUUGUUGGUGAAGGAGAACCGCAUAUUGAAGGUGAUCCUGGUGAUCUUAGAUUUAUAAUUCGAGUCCAGAAACAUUCGAGGUUCGAACGUCGUGGUGAUGAUUUGUAUACCAAUGUUACGAUUUCUCUUUAUGAAGCUUUAUCUGGAUUUGAGAUGGAAAUCAAACAUUUAGACGGUCACAAAGUUAAAAUAAGCCGCGAUAAGAUAACGUGGCCGGGUGCGAGGAUAAGGAAGAAGGAUGAAGGAAUGCCUUCUUUUUCUGAUAAUACCAAACGUGGUAUUAUGUAUGUAACCUUUGACGUUGAAUUUCCUCGAGGCGAAUUAACAGAAGAACAAAAAUCUAUUAUGGCGAACAUACUCAAACAGGAAUCAAUUAAAAAGGUUUACAAUGGGUUGCAGGGAUAUUAG